Bactrocera neohumeralis is the source of this 618-nucleotide messenger RNA. RefSeq lists its product as uncharacterized. Bases 1 to 618 code for a protein of 205 amino acids. The transcript is spliced from 2 exons. Lineage: Eukaryota; Metazoa; Arthropoda; Insecta; Diptera; Tephritidae. The record is from RefSeq and is a predicted model, not a curated record.
AUGGAUGAAGACACUUCAGCUCGGAGAGUAUUCGAUCGGGAAACAGAGGAAGAGGAAGAUCAGGUGAAGAAAGAAGAACGACUGGCACUCGGUUGUACACUCGGCGAUAGCCGCAAACUCUUCGCCGCCGCCGCCUUCAUUGCCACUUUGGCCUUUGCCAGCGCUGAUGUCUCCCACUUGGGCUAUGGUUACGACCAACCCGCUGCUAGCGCACCAUCCAACCAAUACAUCCCACCUGCAGCCAGCGCUCCAGCUCCAGUCUACUCUGCCCCAGCUCCAUCCUACAGUGCCCCAGCUCCAGUUUACCAACCAGCUGCUGCUGCCCCAGAACCAGUUUACUCUGCCCCAGCACCAGCUCCAGUCUACCAACCUGCGCCAUCUGCUCCAGUCUCAUCUUACAUCCCACCUGCAGCUAGCGCUCCAGCACCAGUCUACAGUGCCCCAGCUCCAGUUUACCAACCAGCUGCUGCUGCCCCAGAACCAGUCUACUCAGCCCCAGCCCCAGCUCCAGUCUAUGCCCCACAACCCGCUGCAUCUGAAGUCUAUGAGCAACCUGCUCAAGAUGGUUACAGAUACCGCACUGUGCGUCGUCGUGUCUUCAAGCACCGUCGUUUCUAA